AACUGACAAAGCGGUAGAGAGAAGCAGAAAAUGCUAACAACGCUACCAAUUGCUCCAUCUCCUGCUCCAAUGAAUCUCCCGCCACAUGUCCAUUCUCGUUCCUAUAGACCUCCUACAUCGUUUUGUCUUCGUAGUGAAAGCGGUACUCACAACGCCUCUUCAAACUCCAAUGCUUCCCGCAGAAUCGCUCUAUUUCAACUCGGGGCUGCUAUUCCUCAGUUGCAGCUGUUUGGUGUAGCACCUACUAAGUUACCCAGAGCUGAGGGAAACACCACGGAGGUUGGCAUCUAUGGAGAUAUGGCUUUUGCGAGUACUGCUGUAACAGAGCAAAAUCUACUAGAGUGGGUGAAGAAUGACAAGAGAAGAAUGCUCCAUGUUGUUUACCGUGUUGGAGAUCUGGACAAGACGAUUAAAUUUUAUACUGAAUGUUUGGGGAUGAAGCUGCUUAGAAAACGUGACGUACCCGAGGAAAAAUAUGCAAAUGCUUUUCUUGGAUAUGGGCCUGAAGAUUCCCAUUUUGCUGUUGAGCUAACUUAUAAUUAUGGAGUUGACAAGUAUGACAUUGGAACUGGAUUUGGCCAUUUUGGUGUUGCAGUAGAAGAGGUCUCCAAAACAGUAGAUCUUGUGAAGGCAAAAGGUGGUAAAGUUACCCAAGAACCUGGUCCUGUCGAAGGUGGAAGUACCAUUGUUGCCUUCAUUGAGGAUCCAGAUGGUUAUAAGUUCGAGCUUUCGGAGAGGGGGCCUACACCUGAGCCUCUUUGUCAAGUAAUGCUUCGAGUUGGUGACCUUGAUCGGUCGAUAAAUUUCUACAAGAAGGCUUUUGGAAUGGAUCUCCUUGGCAAAAGGGAUAACCCCGAGUACAAGUAUACCGUAGCCAUAAUGGGCUAUGGUCCUGAAGACAAAAAUGCUGUGUUGGAGCUGACAUAUAACUAUGAGGUCACUGAAUACAGUAAAGGAAAUGGCUAUGCACAGAUUGCAAUUGGCACGGAUGAUGUUUAUAAGUCUGCAGAAGCAAUCAAGCGGUGUGGAGGAAUAAUUACUCUUGAACCUGGAGCCCUGCCAGUUAUCAACACGAAAAUCACUGCAUGUUUGGACCCUGAUGGUUGGAAAUCAGUUCUGACCAGUUUACCUUUCGCAUAUUAUCAAACGUCACCACAUCUGCCUACAUACAAUUUACAGAGGGACUGAUGUAUAUCAUGCUUAGACACGGGAUUUGAAUAUCUGAACCAACCUCUAACUUGAUUCUUUUGUGCAGUGCUCUAGUUACUCAUAUUCACCACUUCCUAGCUAGUGACACAUUUUUUUUAUUAAGUUGGGAUCUAAAUGAAAAUAGUCCUGACUACAUUUUUCUGCAACAUAUAAGUAACUAAACUAGUCAAUUAUUUAAAGAAACAUGUAGAAUUGUAUAGAGUUCUAUAGACUUCUUUUCUAGUUUUUGUAAGUGUGAAGUGUGGAAAACUGAGCCAGACAGAACUAAUUCCUUAAUGGCGCUACCGUUUGACUAGUCAUGGUAGAUUUCUCAACUGGCUCAUGUCAUUGUCAACCGAUGGUUUUAUACUACGUUAUCAAGAUACCAUGUUAAAAUGAUGCAUUCUAACAAUCUCAUUACCGACAUAUCUCGAGCAAUAGUUGUUUCUUUGGAUGAUUUUUUUAAAGCUACAUUGCCAAUUUGCAUGAUCUGAUUUUUCACUACCUUUGUAUUUUCCUU
This is a messenger RNA of Tripterygium wilfordii, 1708 nucleotides long. RefSeq names its product probable lactoylglutathione lyase, chloroplastic. The transcript has 9 exons. Gene Ontology annotation, molecular function: lactoylglutathione lyase activity; metal ion binding. Bases 31 to 1188 code for a protein of 385 amino acids. Lineage: Eukaryota; Viridiplantae; Streptophyta; Magnoliopsida; Celastrales; Celastraceae. Gene Ontology annotation, cellular component: cytoplasm. The record is from RefSeq and is a predicted model, not a curated record.